GCCGGCGGGGCAGCGGCCCGGAGCGGGGGGCGGGGGCGUUGGUCAUGUUUCCCUUUGGGCCCUGCAGUCCGGGUGCGGACGAGGCGGCCGGUGCCGGGAAUGACGAGCCGGUGCUCCACGGAGGGCAGGCGGCAGCAGCCGGGCCGCCCCCACCCGCGACCGGGGUUGACGCAGCCCCUCCCCCGCUGUCUGCCCGGACCCUUUGCCUUCCCGAUGCCCCCUCGCCGCCCCCGGCCGUGCGCGCCAGAGAGCUUGGACCGCCUGGAGGUCAGGAGCCCUCGGCCGCCUCUACCCAGGGGGAGCAGUCGCCGCCCUCCCCACCGCGCCGGCUGCCCGGGCCAGACUGCAAAGCCGUGUGCCGAGGCCGGCAGGGCUUCAGCGCCGGCCUGGGCGGCCCUGGAGCCCGGCUGUUCGGGUGGCUGAGACAGCGCAGUCUGGGCCGCGGACUGUUCGUGGAUCCCGCGCGGGACAAUUUCCGUACCAUGACUAACCUCUAUGGUUCCAUCCACCCCGCGGACUCGGUGUACCUCAGCACCCGGACCCACGGUGCCGUCUUCAACCUCGAGUAUUCGCCCGACGGGUCAGUGCUAACAGUUGCUUGUGAACAAACUGAAGUUCUGCUUUUUGACCCUAUAUCUUCAAAGCACAUAAAAACACUUUCUGAAGCUCAUGAAGACUGUGUAAAUAAUAUCAGAUUUCUUGAUAACCGGCUGUUUGCUACCUGCUCUGAUGACACUACCAUAGCACUGUGGGAUCUGAGAAAAUUGAACACCAAAGUAUGCACUUUACAUGGUCACACUAGCUGGGUGAAGAACAUCGAAUAUGAUACUAAUACAAGACUCUUAGUAACAUCAGGAUUUGAUGGAAAUGUCAUUAUUUGGGACACUAACAGGUGUACAGAAGAUGGGUGUCCACAUAAGAAAUUCUUUCACACACGUUUUCUCAUGAGAAUGAGAUUAACACCAGAUUGUUCCAAAAUGUUGAUCUCAACUUCCUCUGGAUAUCUCUUGAUUUUGCAUGAUCUUGACUUAACCAAGUCUUUAGAAGUAGGCAGCUAUCCCAUUUUGAGAGCAAGAAGAACUACAUCAAGUUCAGAUUUGACCACUUCGUCAAGUUCGUCUGGUCCUAGAGUUUCUGGCUCACCUUGUCAUCCUAGUGAUUCUAAUUCACUUUCUGAGAAACACAUGUCUCGAGCUUCUCAAAGAGAAGGAGUUUCACCACGAAAUAGUCUUGAAGUCUUAACCCCUGAAGUUCCUGGUGAGCGAGAUCGUGGAAACUGUAUCACGUCCUUACAGCUGCACCCAAAAGGCUGGGCCACUCUUCUUCGGUGCUCAAGCAACACUGAUGAUCAGGAGUGGACUUGUGUUUAUGAAUUCCAAGAAGGCACUCCUGUGCGACCCGUCUCACCUCGCUGUUCACUACGACUGACUCAUUACAUUGAAGAAGCCAAUGUAGGCAGGGGUUAUAUCAAAGAACUUUGCUUCAGCCCCGAUGGGCGAAUGAUUUCUUCCCCACAUGGCUACGGGAUCCGCUUGUUGGGAUUUGACAAACAAUGCAGUGAACUUGUUGACUGUUUGCCCAAAGAAGCCAGUCCCCUUCGAGUGAUUCGUUCUUUGUACUCUCAUAAUGAUGUGGUACUGACAACAAAGUUCUCUCCUACACAUUGUCAGAUUGCCUCAGGGUGCCUUAGUGGGCGGGUUUCUUUAUAUCAGCCAAAGUUUUAGGCACAACUUACAUCAAAUAAGGAACUCUUCUGGUGUUUGACUUAUAAAUUACUUCAAUUUAGGUGAAGUAUUGUCUUUUUAGAAGAUCUUAUAAGUUUGGGUCAAGAUCCUGGUUCUUAUGGGUCCAUUAACAUACCUGUGACCUAAGUACUUGGGCGUCCAGCAUCAUACGGGCAUCUCCAAGUUUUAACUUCUAUGCAGCAGCAUCUUUGUCAGCAUUCCUUUGCUCCUGCUGACCCUGUGCCACUGAACUCUGGUUCCUCUGGUUAAUUUGCAUGGUAGCUCUUGUCAAGUUUCUUUCUCCCUCUUUUUCUUCUUCUUCUUCUUUUUUUUUUAAUGUGAAUUUUGUGGGCAUUAGACAGAAGUUUUGGUUGGGAUAGGAGAAACUUGUGACACCAGCAGUGAAUAAAAUUCAGAAGUUUGAUGUUGGCAUAUUGGUUGUUGAAACAGUUUCAUCUUCAUGUAUCAAUAUACUUGCCUUUUAAAGUUGCUGUUAUAUUUCUCUACAGUGAGCACAGUUAAUGGUGUUAUUCUCAUGACUGUAAGUUUUGCGACAAAAUAUCUUUUAAGUUUCCUGUUAAAAUUUUACAAAUUUUUCACAGCAAGAGGGAUUUUGUUUGUUGUAAAAUUGUAGAAAAAAGAUUGCCAUGUCUUUUUGUAAUCUGCUUUACUUGUAUGAAUUUAAAAUCUCUAUUGUCUGUCCUUACUUGGCAUCUUAUUUCUAUCAACAGAAUUAGAAAGGAAAGGAGGGGAAGGAGUGGACAUUGGUCGUUUCUGUUGUAUAGAAGAGGAUUUUUUUUUAUUGGUUAGUACAAUAUCUGGUCAUAGAGUGAUGAGAGCAAUGUGACAGGUUUUCUCUAUUAUCUCUGCCUGAUUAUUUGAAUCACACAGUAUGUGACAUGUGUAUACUAUUGGGGUCAAGGGGGAGUCAAGAGUAAAGAGGUUGUGUUUUACUUAUCUUUCUUCAUUGAGCCAGGUGGCAAAGCUCAAUAUCUUACUGUUAGUGCAGGGAGAACUGCAGUCCUGUUUUCAAGCUGAUGUCAUAACUCUGGUAGACAAUGACUAUGGAUGUCAAGACUGUGCUGAUAUCAAGACCUUUUUUUGUGUUUCGUUUUGGAACACUGCAAGUAAAAAGCAUCAAGCAAGGGUCAAGCACAAGGCUGAUUGCUCUGCUGAUGUAAGCCGCUUUCCUCAGUCCCCUCCACAUUGAAUGGCUUUGUGUUUAGAAGGGAGUUGCCAUCCGCUGGAGUAAUUUAAGCCAUGCUCUAGCCUUUCUCAUUUAAAUCACACUCUCCUAGGCCAAGUGAUUCUCAACCAUUAGGGUGGAUAAUAAUCAUUGAGGAACUUGUGGAAAAUGCGGAAACCUGGACCCCACCCUAGGAAAUUCUCAUUCCACCAGGGGGAGAUGACAGGAAUGUGUAUUUUUAACAGGAACCCCAAGUAGUCUUUCUUCAGGUAGUCCCUGGAUUGCAGUUUGAAAAACACUGCCUUAAGGCAGUAAAUACUUCUGUACCCAUCUGGUGCUUAACAUAACUCCCAGAAGGUGUUUUAUUUUUAUUUUUUCAAGUAAAUGAAAGCAAUUUUAGAGGUAGAAAAUAACUUAAAAUGAAAUCAAUCCCAUUAUUUGACAAACGAGAGAAGUUAAGUGUCUUGUCCAAGGUCACCCUGCAAAGUUAGUAUCAGAGCCAGGACUUCAUUUCAAGUCUCCUAAUUCCUUGCUCAGGGCAAUUUCUACUGUAUUAUGCUGGCUGUUAAUGACUUAUGAACACUUUAUUCUGUCUUUAAGUUAUAUUAUUGUGAAUACUCUUAAACUAGCCAGUGGAUUGAAAAAGGAAAGGCAUAGGAGUAGAUGCUGCGAAUUUCAGCCAUAAGAAGCAAAGUACUGUAAAUCCUAUAGAAAUGUUUAAGCAACCCAAAUACAUGAAUAAAAAUGGCAUUUCUUUGUAGGACCUACUGAAUGAACAGCCAUUCACACACAUUUUACAUAAGUUAGAUUUUACUUGGACCAACAAUGUUGGCUCUAGAACAAAUUUUUUAAAGUACGUCAUGUUACCGAUGUUUAAAAAUUUGGAGAUUUUUCAGUCAUCAAAAACAUUACCACAAAGCACAGUGAAAAAACAUAGGCGUGCCAUAAACUUUUUAAAAACACCUAUUUAAAAGUUUUAGAGGAAAAAAACGCUCAAUGUUACCAUUAAAAGUAAGCUACUAAGUACAGUGACCAUACUGAUGUUUAAAAGAAGGUUCUAUAAAUUUCAUCCCCUUUGGAAAGAGUUCCAUGUCAGAUGCUGGACCAACAUGUUGCCCAACUCUAAACUCACCUAAUAAUUCUUUAACCUCUAGAGAGUACCUAUCACGUGUCAAAUAACGUACACACCUUACUACCAGCUUUCACAAAAACUUUACAAGGCAGGUGGAAUGAGCCUCAGUUAACUUUGGAGGAAAUAAAGGGUCAGAAGGGUUAAGUGACUUGCCCUGGUCACAGAGUGGCAGCAGCGAGAGUUGAACCCAGGUCUGUUUGAGUCCGAAGCCUGUGCUUUCUACUCUACCAUUUUGCCCCUUUGUUUGAAAAGGCCUUUUUUGUUUGUUUGUUUGUUUAGCAUCCUCUGGAAGUUCUUUAUUAAAAGCUGGCUUACCUUCUGUACCAUGUAAAAGAACAUUUACAAGAUUAACAAUUUCCAUGAGAAUUAAUACCAUAAACUGCAAGGCAUACAUACAGUCCAGUCCUAACUAAACCUCUAGCAGGAUAAGUAGCUGUAAGGCAUAGAAGAAAAAUGGAGGAUAAACAGUCUUGUAUAAAUGUCACACAGAUGAGAAUUAAAAAUUAACAGCCAGCAAACUCAGCAAAACCUUUCUCCUCCUUGAGGUACGUUCAUGAUCAAAAAGUUAUCAGGGGAUAUUAAUCAAGAAAUUAAAGGCAUCACAAAUACUGUACUAUUGAAGGAAAUAACAUCUUACAAUUUCUAGGUCCUAUUUCACUUAGAAUAUAAAGUCUAGUGGUUUUUUUCUCUAAAUUUUAUUCAGUCAUUUUUAUUCAUGAUAACUGGUAAAUAUAAAAGGCUUUUUUUUAGUGUAAAUUGUUCUGUUUUUAAAAGCUUUCUGCAGAACAGUAUAUUUAUGGUAAUGCUAUGUUAAAUAAGUUAGGACGAUCAAAUAAACAGUAGUUCCUUAUUUGCAAUUGUAAAAAUGAAGUGGCUAAAGCAGAAGAGACCUUUAUUUUAGUCUUAAAAAUGUGUGUGGUCUUUUUCCCCAGAAGCCCAAAAGCACAUAAGCACAUGUAUAUUUUGUCAUUUCUCCUUGUUAUAUCUGAGAAGAGGCUAUACCAAAAAUUUAAGGAAAACAAACAAGGAAAGGUAAAUCACAUGUUCCCACUCCUAUGUCAGGGCAUGUUUCAUUCUAGAACCAAGAUCAUAUUGUAUCGGUGUUAAAGUUUUGUUCUCUAGAAAGUGCAAUAUAGGGAAAACACUCAGAACACUUUAGAAGCUAUGUGUUUCCCAUGUUAGUCAUCAUAUGUGGUAUUGGUAUCUAUAAGUAUCUGCUAAGCUUGUGUUUAACAGGAGAAAUAAAGUCUGAUAACUUACUGCUGACAAUCAUCCCCAUUUAAUGACCAGCAGUCAUUGGGUGCUGUGAAAAUUCAUUCAGUAACACCCUGUGCUGGUCAUGAAAGAAACCAUACAUAUGAAUUUUUUGAUAACUAAUGCAUAUCUCUAAGUGCCAAAAUUUAAAACUCGUGAUUAUUUUUGAUGUAAGUGUUUCAGAUAUGUUAGUAUACUUACCUUCCCUACCUUCUUAAACAGAAUGCUAAGUUACAAUUCACUUUUCCAUGGUAAAAGGUAAAGCUGUAUUCUUAAUGUGGUAUUACAAAUAUCCAAUGAGCUCUACUGUUUGUAAAACACUUCAUAAAAUGAAAAGGGCUAUAACAAAUGUGUGUUAUUAUUAAUCAUAUCAAUUACUAUAAAGUGAUUCUCUUUGCCCUGAGUUAUGUACAACCAUUUGCCCCAGAUUGCUGUUUUUCUUUUUGGUUUUAUUUUUUUUUUUAAUAUCUGCUGAGUAGUUUGUUCUGUCUCCUGCCAUACUACCAAUAUGCCUGCUUGUAGCAGGCACCGACUUCCUUCUCAUGUGCUGUAUUCAUCUGUAAAGAGCUGGGACAUGAGAGGACUAAGCUGUCAGAGUCCACAGCUCUUUCGGUUGCUUACCACUUUUCUUACAAGUUCACAGCAACCUACUGGAUAAUAGAAGCUCCCCGUUAAAACCUCAGCUGGUAGUUUUUCAGUAGCCACUAAGUAAAAUACUACAAAUUAAGGAUGCUGCUAGAGUAAGGAAUAAACAGCAAUUUACCAAAGUACAGCAAAGCAACAAUGAAGGCUCUCUAUUUGCACAAGGGUCUUUCAUACUUUGGAAAAAAGGGGAAGAGUACAGGAGGAAAAAAAAAAGGAAAAUCCAGGUAGACUUAAGAC
Molecule: messenger RNA, 6178 nt
Organism: Trichechus manatus latirostris (Florida manatee)
Lineage: Eukaryota; Metazoa; Chordata; Mammalia; Sirenia; Trichechidae
Gene: DCAF10
Product: DDB1 and CUL4 associated factor 10
Exons: 7
Coding region: 45-1724 (559 amino acids)
Cellular component (GO): Cul4-RING E3 ubiquitin ligase complex
Molecular function (GO): protein binding
Source: RefSeq, a predicted model, not a curated record